GGACUGCCUGUCUGCCCCUUUCCUUUCUGGCCUCCAGGGGGCGCUGUUUCGCCGCUUUGACGCCUCGCCUAACCGGGCGCACCGGGAGCCGCUGCUGCAACAGGUCCACACACAUUUCCGGAGGGUUUUGCAAGCCUUCCUUUGCCUCGGCUGCGUGUCUUUUGCAAGCGCUGCCCGGGGCAAGGAGUCUCGUCCACGGAGAGUCGCUUGGAGCCCCCAUCGAAGCUCCCCGGGGCCACGGGAUGGACCACGCGGGGAAGUGGUGGCUGCUGGUCCCCCUCGCCCUCGGCUUGGCGCCCCGAGAAGUGCAGUCAACAACCUUCAAAGUGACCGUUCCUUACUCCCGCUACAUCUGUCCCGAAAGUCAAAAUGUCACAUUGACUUGUAAGCUCAGUGGUACUCUUGCUAACAGACAUGAUGGCCUUUCCAAAAUGUGGUACUUGAGCAACAAGAGCUGUUCUCAGAGAAAGUAUAUCCGCAACAUCACAAUGAAGGAGUUACAUCAUGAAUCAGGGAAGCACCACUGGCCGCCCGCUAGCAACAGCACUGCUGGAAAAGCUUCCCCUGGACUUCAAGAGAACUAUCAUGGAGUGGAGAUGUCAUCGGACCACCAUGGCACCUUCCAGAUCACCAUGACGAAUCUUACUCUGCAUGACAGUGGGCAUUAUUGUUGCUUUGUGGUGGAAGUGAAAAAGGAGCACAACAAGGCACACGCUGAACAGCAGGUUCAUGGAGUCAUGGAACUUCUCAUACAGAAAGGAAAUGGAACAUUUUCAAACUGUACGCGUCAUUCUGACACCAGCAGAGAGAGUGAAAGCAUCACUGCAGCUGCACUUGCAACAGGGGCCUGCAUUGUGGGCAUUCUAUGCCUGCCCCUCAUCCUGCUCCUCAUUUACAAACAGAGACAAGCAAUCACUAACAGACGAGCUCAUGAACUUGUCAGAAUGGAAAGCAAUGCCCAUGGCAUUGAGAAUCCUGUUUUUGAUGAUGUUCCUGCUGUUAAUUCAGAAGCCCAGGCCAGGCCACAAUUAACCUAUAUGGCUAGCCGUCUGCCUUCAGAAUCAGGACGGCACCUUCUUUCAGAACCAAAUACUCCACUCUCACCGCCGGGGCCCGGGGACUGUUUUUUCCCAUCACUGGAGCCUGUUCCUGAUUCACCAAAUUUAAUAGAUGUAUCCACGAAUAAUGUUUUUCACUGAAUCAUUCAAGGCAGUAUGGACAAGGUUUGGCUUGCUGCUUUCAAAAACGGCAGGAGAAUGGGUACAAAGAAGAGGAAAAGAAGGAGUUUUUAAGGGACUAUUUCAGAAGUAGAAAAGUGGCAGAUGCUUUCAGAGCACUUGGUGCUUCUAGUAACAUUUCAAAAUACUGAUGUACCACUUGCCCUUCCUCCCAAGGAUUUCAAGGCAAAGAUAACAUUCUGGAAAACAAUAUUCUAAGAUUCUUCUGCCAAUUUUUCUAAUCUUUACUUCACAGAGCUUUUUAUCACUUUAUGUACACUUUUGAAUAUGAAUUCUUAAAUGUGGUGUGGUUUCACUACACCAGAAAAGGAACUGGAGAGAAGAUGUUUAAAUUAUAACCAUAUAGCAGAAGAAUUAUGCAAAUGGCCAAUGAAAGCCUUAACCGAAGAGGGAUCUCCCUACUAUCCAAAUGCCUUUUUCCAUGCAAAUAUUGAUGGAUUAAAAAACAAAACACCAGAAUAUUCUUUCAAGCAGAGUGUUCUAGGUGUAUUAUGUCUUUAUACAGGUCAUGUUGUGUAUGUGUUAUUUUUACAUUUGUGCCAUUUUUUAUAUUGGUUACCUUUGUCUAAUAAGCAACAAGGUAUUUUAUAUGCAUCCUGGCUUGAAAUAUUUCACAUAACAUGAAAAAGUCUUCUUGCUUGUCUGCAGUCCUAACAGUUUUUUUCUUUAACAUUUCCUAAAUUGUUAUAAAUUACAGCUUUAAUUUUCCUCUUAAUGCUUUCUGAAUACACAUAUAAAUAUCAUGGCAGUACAUCAAAAUGUCAAAAUUGAUCUUUUCAAACUGAUCUGAAUAUUUCAGCCUACUUUGAUUUCUAUCAGAGACAGAGAGGUUAUCUCUUGGAGAAAAUGCACAAUACAUUUGAUAAUGUACACGUCAUAUAUACAUCAUAUAAAAACUGAAAAACAUGUUUUAAUCAGCACAGAUUAAUCCAGUUUCACAGUCCAUCCAGCCCAGCAUUUAAACUGUGGUGGAAGCCAGUGACAGGCUCACUGAUCACAUCACAUUCAUGUAUAGAUAGCAUCAAGGGCUUUUAGGACACAAGGGCUUGUUGAAAGGAGGAGCCCAUACACAUCAGCACAAUAAUUCUGACACACCGCCUCUUCCCUCCUCACUUGUUUUGUGCAAUGUUUUUUUAGACCACUGCUUCUUAAAUUGUGUGUCCUGAUCUGAAAUGAGUUCCCUUAGCUCAAUCUUGGGGGUUGAGAAAAAAUUGGCAACAGUAAAUCUAAUUGCUGUUUGAGACAUUUAGACAAAUCUGUUAGCAAAAACGUGUAGUGUGUACAGUGGACUAUGCAGAAAAUGCUUCAGCUGUACUUCAUAAAAAGGAAAAUCAGAAUGUUAAGCAAGUCUUGCAAAUGCUGAUUUAUUAUCAGUAAAUGUUUGAUUUUUAUACUUAUUUUAUAUCCUAUAUAUCUGGCUCCUAUUCCAUGUCCUCUGUUUGGUAGAAGGUAACUGAUAUUUCUCUCUGGCUUCAACCUAACAUAUAGGACACUCGUAUAAAGAACUGGAAAUGCA
This is a messenger RNA of Anolis carolinensis (green anole), 2754 nucleotides long. It is a transcript of the gene vsir, whose product is annotated as V-set immunoregulatory receptor. The transcript is spliced from 7 exons. The record is from RefSeq and is a predicted model, not a curated record. Bases 243 to 1199 code for a protein of 318 amino acids. Lineage: Eukaryota; Metazoa; Chordata; Lepidosauria; Squamata; Anolidae. Gene Ontology annotation, cellular component: plasma membrane. Gene Ontology annotation, biological process: regulation of immune response; negative regulation of alpha-beta T cell activation.